Molecule: messenger RNA, 2361 nt
Organism: Leptopilina heterotoma
Lineage: Eukaryota; Metazoa; Arthropoda; Insecta; Hymenoptera; Figitidae
Product: 3'(2'),5'-bisphosphate nucleotidase 1
Exons: 5
Coding region: 434-1354 (306 amino acids)
Biological process (GO): phosphatidylinositol phosphate biosynthetic process
Molecular function (GO): 3'(2'),5'-bisphosphate nucleotidase activity
Source: RefSeq, a predicted model, not a curated record
UACGUUAUCACAGAGCCACAACAUUCAGGGAAAACCAGCACGAAUAAUAAACGAAACGCUACAAACAAAAUAUCAAUUCAUGAAGUAAAAGAACAAAGGACCAGUCCUCACCGUAGAUACUUCACUACUUAACCGCAGCAUUCAGAGAAGACCGGUGCGAACGUUCGACGUGGACAGGUAACGAAGAGAGAAAAAAAAACACCGAUCCAACUUGUUGACCAAGGAAGACUCACGAAAGUAAUCACUAAUAAACAACCAUAAGCGACAAAAAUUCAUAAAGUACAUAGGUAGACGUCGAUUAAAAUUCAGAACAUACAAGGACGGCAGCUGUACGAUGUGGGAGAAGCCAGAGGAAAACGAAGGGAUUUAUAAAACAAUUGCACGUUGAACUGAUAUUGAAGAGGAAUUAAAAAGAGAAGAAAAAUAGAAGAAAAUGGCUCAAAGUGCAACUCUUUUGGCGAGAAUAGUCGCAUCUUCGGUGACUGUUGUAAAUCGAGCGGGAAAAAUAAUUCGCGAUGUAAUGAGUCGUGGUGAACUGAAUAUUAUUGAAAAAGGCAAAAACGAUUUGCAAACAGAGGCCGAUCGUUCAGCUCAAAAAUGCAUAAUUACAUCACUCAAUCAACAUUUUCCAAAUAUUACAAUUAUUGGCGAAGAUAAUUCAGCGACUUGUGAAAUACCAUCCGACUGGAUUGUCACCGACAUGGACCAAGAGAUUCUCGCUCUCAAAUUACCAGAACAUCUUGAAAACGUUGAUGCUAAAAAUAUUUGCGUUUGGGUCGAUCCACUUGAUGGCACUUCGGAAUAUACUCAGGGUUUGGUUGAACAUGUAACAGUUUUGGUGGGAGUUGCAGUUGGAGAAAAAGCAAUCGCCGGAAUAAUUCAUCAACCAUAUUAUAAAAAUGAAAAUAAUGGAACUAUGGGUAGAACAAUUUGGGGUAUUGAUGGUGUCGGAGUUGGUGGAUUUAAAAAUAUUUCUCCUCCAAGUGGAAAGCGAAUUCUCACAACUAGUCGAUCGCAUUCCGAUAAGACUGUUGAAAAAGCUGUCAAUUCACUGGAACCUACAGAAGUUUUACGAGUCGGAGGUGCAGGACAUAAAGUAAUGAUGCUGUUGGAGGGAAAGGCCCACUGUUACGUUUUUGCAAGUAAAGGAUCAAAGAGAUGGGAUACAUGUGCACCGGAAGCAAUUCUUCAUGCAGUGGGAGGGAAACUCACGGAUCUUCAUGGACAAACUUAUUGUUACGAUUCGAAAACCGAAUUUCCAAAUGUUAGAGGAGUCUUAGCCACUGCUCCUAGUGAAGAUCAUCGUUGGUACCUAACUCACAUUCCAGACGAAAUAAGACAGAAAUUUCAGUAAAUUAUUUUUACAUUUAGAUCAAUUUUUAACAUCUCAUACUUUAAAUAAACAAUUUUAGGCAUCACAGUUCCCUUUUCCCCUUUUGUCCCCUUAUUUCAAUUGUAUCCCCUUUUUCACCUUUUUUGACGAUUUGUCACCUUUUUCCCCUUUUUUGCUGAUUUGUCCCCUUUUUCACCUUUUUCGAAUCAAAAAUAAACAAGUUUUUCUUUUUUUGAAAUCUUUUUCAAAGUGUAAUCGCAUAAAAUUUAGACUCAAUUUUAUAGAAUUCAGUGCGUUUUAUAUCUGAUUUAGAUUAUUAACACUACAACAUAAUAUAAAUUUGUUUUUUUAUGUUAAUAAUUUAAAUAAUAUAGAUGUCGUAUAAAGAAUUUUAUAAAUUAUAAGGUGGCUCAUUCAACAGAAUGCAGACCUUUAGAAAAAUAAUUAAUUAACAUUCAAAUGAUUCAAAUAAUUCAAAUAUUAUUAAUAAUAUUAGUGUAGAAAUUUUGUGGUUUGUAGGAUCAAAUUUAAAAUGAAAAAAACUAAUUUUUUAAAUUUUUUACAUCUCAAGUUUAUCUCACUUCUCAAUACAUUGGUAUUGUCUAUAAGUGUUUUGUUUUAAUUUAAAAAAUGAGAAAUAAAUAAAUAAUUUUUAAAUGUUUAAAAAAAUUAUUAAAAAAAAAGUGAAACAACAAUAAUGUGCAAAAAUUGUGUUAUGUAACCAGGUAUGAGUUUUAAUGUCUUCUUAAUAAAUUUCAUUUAUUCCUAAUUCAUGUAUAUACAAAUAAUUCAUUACCAUUUUAUUAUCAAACUAAAAUAUAUGUAAUUUGCAGAAUAUCAAUAAAACUACUGAAGAGGAUCCAAAUGAGGAUCGAAACGUCUAAUAAAAAAAAAUUUAAAAAUUUAGUUUUUUUCAUUUUAAAUUUGAUCCUACAAACCACAAAAUUUCUACACUAAUAUAAUAAUUGGAUCACAAAAGAGUCUUAUAUUCAUUAUUAAUAAUAGUUUUUUCUAGAAAAAACAAUAAU